CUGGUAGGGCCAAUUACCCAGGGAACACCCCCCUGCCACCCAAAUUAUAACCCCUCGCUCGCCCGAAGGAAUUCAUUUGCCCUUUUGAUUGCGAGAACCACCAUCACUACCCACGACUCCACAUCCGCUCGUUAUCCCCAUCGCCAGCGCGACCCUUCUUUCUCCAUAUUACUCGGUCCUGUACGUCCUGCACCUUGACAAAAGCCUCCUGCCUCUGUCGCAAUCCCUAGAGUCAUCCAGGAAUCCCCCGCACUCCUUGCCAUCUUGCACUUCCCAGACACAUCCCAUACACAGCACAGUAGCUUCGCAAUCAACAUGGCAGAUAUCAAUGUUGACGUCCUCGUCAUUGGAGCUGGACCUACUGGUCUGGGUGCCGCAAAGCGCCUGAACCAAAUCGAUGGUCCCUCGUGGAUGAUUAUUGAUUCCAACGAGACGCCUGGUGGUCUUGCCUCUACCGAUGUCACUCCAGAAGGCUUCCUCUACGAUGUCGGUGGCCACGUUAUCUUUUCCCACUACAAGUACUUCGACGACUGCAUUGACGAAGCCCUGCCCAACGAGGACGACUGGUAUACCCACCAACGUAUCUCAUAUGUCCGACUAAAGGGCGUCUGGGCCCCCUACCCUCUGCAGAACAACGUCUCUAUGCUUCCAAAGGAAGAGCAGGUCAAAUGCAUUGAUGGCUUGAUAGACGCCGCUCUCGCGGCCCGCACAGCCACUGAUAAGCCAAAAGACUUUGACGAGUGGAUUGUCCGCAGUAUGGGUGUUGGACUCGCUGAUGUGUUCAUGCGACCAUACAACUACAAAGUCUGGGCUGUUCCGACUACAAAGAUGCAAUGUGCUUGGCUCGGAGAGCGUGUCGCAGCACCUGAUGUCAAGACUGUGGUCAAGAACGUCCUUCUCAACAAGGUCGCAGGAAACUGGGGUCCUAACGCUACCUUCCGCUUCCCCGCUCGUGAUGGCACUGGUGGGAUCUGGAUCGCCGUUGCCAAGACCUUACCCAAGGAGAAGACGCUCUUCGGAAAGGAGGGUGCUGUCACAAAGGUCGAUGCCGAUGCCCACACUGUCACCUUGAAGAGUGGCAAGAAGAUCGGCUACAAGAAGUUGAUCACCACAAUGGCUGUGGACCAACUUGCCGAACAGAUGGGAGACCAGGAGCUUGUAUCUUUGACCAAGGGCCUGUUCUACUCGAGCACCCACGUCAUCGGUGUCGGAAUCCGAGGAGCGCGCCCGGAGAACAUUGGAGACAAGUGCUGGCUCUACUUCCCAGAGAACGACUGCCCAUUCUACAGAGCAACGAUCUUUUCUAACUACUCCCCAUACAACCAACCUGACAAAUCCGUCAAACUCCCAACCAAAUACCUGGCCAAUGGCAGCAAGCCUGCAUCCAGCGAGCCUCAAGAAGGUCCAUACUGGUCCAUCAUGUUGGAGGUCUCUGAAUCGUCCAUGAAGCCUGUCGACCAAGCGAACAUUCUCAGGGACUCCAUCCAAGGUCUGAUCAACACCGAAAUGAUCAAGCCCACCGAUGAAAUUGUCUCCACAUACCACCGCCGUUUCGACCAUGGUUACCCAACCCCGUCCCUUGAGCGUGAGGGCGUCCUCACCCAGCUCCUCCCCAAGCUCCAAGCCAAGGACAUCUACUCGCGAGGACGUUUCGGCAGCUGGAGAUACGAAGUAGGCAACCAAGACCAUUCCUUCAUGCUUGGUGUUGAAGCUGCGGACAACAUUGUGAACGGCGCUGUUGAGCUCACUCUCAACUACCCUGAUUUCGUCAAUGGACGCAAGAACACGGAGAGGAGACUUGUCGAGGGUAGCCAGAUCUUCAAGAAGGCUGCUGGAACUACGGAGCUCCCAACCCGCGACCGAGCACCUUCCAAGAGCCAGCCAACCACUCACGCAAGAAAAACCUCAAAGAGCACCAACUAA
Messenger RNA from Amorphotheca resinae ATCC 22711, 1923 nucleotides. RefSeq lists its product as hypothetical. The record is from RefSeq and is a predicted model, not a curated record. The coding region runs from base 316 to 1923 and encodes 535 amino acids. The transcript is spliced from 6 exons. NCBI's taxonomy places the organism in Eukaryota, Fungi, Ascomycota, Leotiomycetes, Helotiales, Amorphothecaceae.